AAACCUCAACUUACUCACCACACCACACUUCAACAAACACUUCUUCCUUUCAAUAACCAAAACCCCUCUCUCUCUCUCUUUCUCUCUCCAAUCUCUCUCUAACCAUGACAACCCACAUUGAUAAUCUCUGGAUUUUUGCUCUUGCUUCCAAAUUCACACAUGAAAACAUUGUUUACUCACUUUUGAUCAUGGCUUUACUCUGGUUAACCAUGAAUUUCUUUUACUGGUCUCACCCUGGUGGUCCUGCUUGGGGAAAGUACUAUUAUUCCAACAACAACAACAAAAACCAAAACAAAAACAACCUUAAUUCUUCCUCUCAAAUAUUCAUUCCUGGUCCAAAAGGGUACCCUUUAAUUGGAAACAUGAAUCUCAUGUCUUCUUCAUUAGCACACCAAAGAAUUGCUUCUACAGCUAAAACAUGCAAAGCUACAAGACUCAUGGCUUUUAGUCUUGGAGACACACGUGCCAUAGUCACGUGCAAUCCUGAUGUAGCCAAAGAGAUUCUUCAUAGCUCUGUUUUCGCUGAUCGUCCUAUUAAAGAAUCUGCUUACUCCCUUAUGUUCAAUAGAGCAAUCGGUUUUGCUCCUUAUGGUGUUUAUUGGAGAACCCUUCGAAAAAUUUCGACUAAUCAUCUUUUCUCACCCAUGCAAAUCAAAUCAUCUGGGCCGCAAAGAACUGAAAUUGCAGCCCAGAUGAUUGACUUGUUUCGUAAUCGAAACUGCGGUUUCGGUGUUCGCGAUGUUUUGAAAAAAGCAUCGCUGAACAACAUGAUGUGCUCUGUUUUUGGACAGAGAUUUAAGAUUGAUGAAGUUAAUAAGAAAAUGAUGGAACUAAGUGGAUUAGUUGAACAAGGUUAUGAUUUAUUGGGUAGUCUUAAUUGGGGUGAUCAUCUACCUUUUUUGAAAGAUUUUGAUGUUCAGAAAAUCCGGUUCAAUUGUUCUGAAUUAGUUCCUAAAGUGAACCGGUUUGUUGGUUCAAUUAUUUCCGACCAUCGAGCCGACAUAAACCAAACCAACAAGGAUUUUGUUCAUGUUUUGCUCAAUCUUCAAGAACCUGAUAAAUUGUCUGACUCCGACAUGGUUGCUGUCCUCUGGGAAAUGAUAUUUAGAGGGACCGACACAGUGGCUGUUUUGAUAGAAUGGAUACUAGCGAGGUUGGUGCUUCAUCCAGACGUGCAGAGGAAGGUACAAAAGGAGCUUGAUGAGGUGGCAAGCGGAGACGCACGUGCGUUUACGGAGGAGGAUGUGGCGGCAACGGUUUAUUUACCUGCAGUGAUUAAGGAGGUUUUAAGGCUACAUCCACCGGGUCCACUACUUUCGUGGGCCCGAUUAGCUAUCACUGAUACGACAAUUGAUGGGUAUCAUGUGCCAGCAGGGACUACAGCCAUGGUAAACAUGUGGGCCAUAGCUAGGGACCCGAAUGUUUGGAGGGACCCACUUGAAUUUAAUCCCGAUAGGUUUGUGAACGAAGGGGCGGAAUUUUCAGUUCUCGGAUCGGACCUAAGGUUGGCUCCAUUUGGGUCGGGUAGAAGAAGUUGUCCGGGGAAGAAUUUGGGUUUAACUACCGUAACUUUCUGGAUUGCAAAGCUUUUGCAAGAGUUUGAAUGGCUACCGUUGGAAGAUGGGAACGGUGUUGAUUUAUCGGAGGUGCUAAGGCUUUCAUGUGAAAUGGCUAACCCUCUUAUGGUUCAAGUGCGUCCGAGGCGUUAGUUAGUUAGUUAAUUAAGUUGAAAAAAAAGGGGGCUUAAAAACUGCUUUUUUAAGGAAAAAAAAUGAAAACCUAAAAAAGAAAAAGAGAGGUGAAAAAAUGAGAAGCUUUAGCAUGUGGAUGGGGCUUAGUGGCAGAUUUUCGAAUCAACUUGGGCCACUACAUAUGAAGUGAGUGAAUGAAUGAAAGAUACAAGUCAGUUAGAUAGAUUGAAUGUGCCCCUUUCUCUUUAAUUAUUAUGGGUCAUCAGGUUUUCUUCUUUUCUUGUUUUUUUAGUAUUUUCUUUCAUUUGAUAGUCAAGUUUCAAGUCUAAGUUGUCUUAUUAUGAGGAAAAAUCUGUUGGUCUUGUAAAUAUUAUUGCUAAUAUUAAUACAACUUUUAAGUUUACCAGUA
Messenger RNA from Trifolium pratense (red clover), 2100 nucleotides. Its product is annotated as cytochrome P450 78A3-like. The transcript is spliced from 2 exons. The record is from RefSeq and is a predicted model, not a curated record. Gene Ontology annotation, molecular function: monooxygenase activity; iron ion binding; oxidoreductase activity, acting on paired donors, with incorporation or reduction of molecular oxygen. Lineage: Eukaryota; Viridiplantae; Streptophyta; Magnoliopsida; Fabales; Fabaceae. The coding region runs from base 105 to 1709 and encodes 534 amino acids.